CCCCCCGCCUCUAAUGUUCCAUACACUCAUUUUACAGAAAUUGCAAAUAAUAUACGAGGUGUAGAGUCGUUAUUAAUUAUUGAAACUAUUGUGAAAUGGCACGAAUUGGUAACGUGACAGCAGAUCAGCUACUUGCUGGAACCAGUGUGCUGACUAGGCCUGCCGAGGAAUUUGAGAAUGAUGCCACGGUGGAAGCCAUGUGGGCAAUGAAAGCCUGGGAACAUGCUGAAAUUUACUUUAAUAUUCUUUGCUCGGUUGAUCCAAAACUUUUGAGAUUGACACCACAUGAUGACCAGAUUUAUAAACAUUUCCGUGAAGUCUUUCCUGAUCUCAAAGUAGAUCAUAUAGAUGAGAAUGAAUUGAAGUCACCAGAGAGCAAGAAUAAAUGGAGACCAUUUUGCGAACAGUACAAAGAUAUUGUUGAGGAUUACAGUUUCGGUACUCUUUUGAGAUUAGACUGCAGAGGGGAAUAUUUGGAGCAGAAUAGUAUUUUGGUUUCAAGAAUACAAUUUUAUGCCAUCGAAUUGGCCAGGAAUAGGGAAGGAUUGAACGAUGCUAUCCGAGAAAAAUUCAAGCCCAGAAGAACAACAAAAUCCUAAUUUUUUAGUUAAAUAUGGUAUCUACUUGUAUACAUAAUUUUUACGCAUUGGUAAUUAACAGUUUUAAUAAAAAUCUCACGAGCAGCCUA
Cephus cinctus (wheat stem sawfly) is the source of this 688-nucleotide messenger RNA. RefSeq names its product protein PBDC1. Bases 96 to 599 code for a protein of 167 amino acids. Gene Ontology annotation, cellular component: cytoplasm. NCBI's taxonomy places the organism in Eukaryota, Metazoa, Arthropoda, Insecta, Hymenoptera, Cephidae. The record is from RefSeq and is a predicted model, not a curated record. The transcript is spliced from 4 exons.